Messenger RNA from Rotaria sordida, 1725 nucleotides. The record is from the annotation of a GenBank genome assembly. NCBI's taxonomy places the organism in Eukaryota, Metazoa, Rotifera, Eurotatoria, Philodinida, Philodinidae.
AUGAAAUCUAUACUUAUUCCUACUUCACACUUUUGUUUCAUUCCAGCACCAUUACGUGCAAGUUUGACUGAUAUCCGUCCGAAUACAAAAUGGAUACAGAAUGGUGUCACUGUCGCUGGAGGAAAUAGACAAGGCAGUGGAAUCAAGCAACUCUGUAAUCCACAGGGUAUAUAUGUCGAUGAUGGUCAAACUAUUUAUAUUGCUGAUCGCGAUAACCAUCGUAUUGUGGAAUGGAAAUGUGAUGCAACAACUGGCCAAGUGGUUGCCGGUGGAAAUGGACAAGGAAAUGGAGCUCAUCAGUUAAACUGCCCAUACGAUGUGAUUAUCGACAAAGAGAGAGUUAGUCUCAUUAUCUCCGAUUACAAUAAUAAAAGAGUAGUUCGAUGGCCUCGUCGAAAUGGUACUAGUGGAGAAACUAUCAUUUCAAAUAUUUAUUGCCUAGGUUUGACAAUGGAUGAGAAUGGAUCUCUCUAUGUCGUUGACUAUGAAAAACAUGAAGUGAGACGAUAUCGAAUUGGUGAUACUGAAGGAACAGUGGUUGCAGGUGGCAAUGGAGAUGGACAUCAUCCAGAUCAACUCUCUAACCCCUGCUACGUAUUUGUCGAUCGAGAUCAUUCAGUAUACGUGUCCGAUACUGAAAAUCAUCGUGUGAUGAAAUGGGAAGAAGGUGCAAAACAAGGCAUUGUCGUAGCCGGUGAUCAAGGGCAAGGAAAUAGACUUACACAAGUGACCGGUCCUAUGGGAGUCAUUGUCGAUCAAUUGGGUACUGUCUAUGUAGCUGAUCAAGGCAACCAUCGAGUCAUGCGUUGGCCAAUAGGUGCCACGCGGGGAAGUGUCAUUGCUGGUGGAUAUGGUCGAGGAGCACAGUCGAAUCAACUCAGUUAUCCCAUUGUGGCUGGUAUUAGACAGAUUGAAUUAGAUAUUCAUUUAAUGAAAAAUGAUUAUGUUGUUUAUCAUACGCAAUUCAUCGAUGAUAAGACAAAUUGUUAUUGUUUUAGUGAUUGUUUAGUAAGAAUUCAUAGAUGGAGUCAACAGAAUCCAAAACACUAUCCAAUAUUUCUCUUCAUUGAAAUCAAACAAAGAUUUCGUGAAGAUUUUUUAACAGCGCUUGAUGGUGACGUUCGAUGUCAACAUUUUGAAUCUAUGAAAGAACAAAUUUUGCGAGUAUUUUCUAUUGAUUCAUUCAUACUACCAGAAUUAAUUCGUGGUCAUCAGACAUCAAUUAAUUUAGCUUUGAAGAAACAGAGACAAGAUGAAUUAAAUGGCAAUUAUUCAUAUGGAAAUUAUGGUUGGCCUCCACUAUUUCAAUCUUUAGGGAAAAUUUUUGUGAGUUUCAUUGAUGAUGAACAUAAUAUCAUCGUUGGUUUAAUUUCUACAUGUGAAUCACUUUCAAAUUUUUUCUUUAUUGCUCAAACAAAUAUCAAUCUUCCCUAUGCAUCAAUUAUCAAUAUUCGGAAUCCAUUAAUAAAUGAACAAUUAAUCGUUGCAAGUCAUAUGAAUGGUCAAAUAAGUCGUGUUUUACUUGGCUAUGGUGAUCAACAAAUCUUUGAGAGAUAUAAACAAUCUCGAAAAUAUGGUAUUCAUAUCAUAAGUACAGAUUAUGUACAAUGCGAUGAUACAGAAUUAUGUCAAAGUGUGAAAAAUGAUUUUCAAAGUUCUUCGCCGAUAUUGUGUAAUACAGUUCUAGCUCCUAGUUUUUGUAAUACAACAAUACUAUCUCUUUGA